AUGAUGUACCGAAUGGCUCUCGAGAAGAACCUGAGCAUGGAGCAGCGGGACGAAGGUGGGAAAUUCCUGGUCAAACACAUCAUGCCUUUCGACUUCGAGACCGUCCAGGAUUGCCCGGCCUUGUUCCGAGGAAUGAAUGCCAUGAACUACGUCCCCAUCAUCGCCGUCCUCGUCUACAUCCUAAGCAUCUACGCCUUCAGGUCCUGGAUGAGAGACCGGAAGCCGUUCGACCUGAGGGUCCCCAUGGUUCUCUGGAACACCUUAUUGGCCCUCUUCAGCGGAAUCGUCACGUUCCGCAUCUUCUACUCACAGUUCUACACAGCCCACAUGGACGGCUUAGACAGGAAUUGCCCUUACUUUUUGAAACACCCUCAUAUUUUCACGUUUNAUUGCCCGGCCUUGUUCCGAGGAAUGAAUGCCAUGAACUACGUCCCCAUCAUCGCCGUCCUCGUCUACAUCCUAAGCAUCUACGCCUUCAGGUCCUGGAUGAGAGACCGGAAGCCGUUCGACCUGAGGGUCCCCAUGGUUCUCUGGAACACCUUAUUGGCCCUCUUCAGCGGAAUCGUCACGUUCCGCAUCUUCUACUCACAGUUCUACACA
Darwinula stevensoni is the source of this 600-nucleotide messenger RNA. Lineage: Eukaryota; Metazoa; Arthropoda; Ostracoda; Podocopida; Darwinulidae. The record is from the annotation of a GenBank genome assembly.